AUGAAUGCACACCAAAUAAGUUCAGAUCCCAAUCGACACAUGUGGCCGUCCGGUGAGGCUCUCAACUCACAGCAACAUAACAACAACAACAACAACAGCAGCAACAGCAACAGCAACAAUGUUAUACCAGCGACAACCAUGUCUAUGAAUCCUGGACACUACUUUCCUAAUGGCUUUCAGUUAAAUCAAAUGUGGAUGGAUAGUCUUGCCAAAGGCAUGACUCAAGAACAAGUCUCAUCGCAAAAGCAACAACAACAACAGCAGCAACAGCAACAGGAACAAUAUGAGCCAAACUUUUCACCAACUCCGCUACCGCAGCACCACCACCAACAACAACAACAACAACAACCGCAGCAAUAUGCAAAGACAGUGAUCCAAUCAGCUAUCAAUCACAAUCACAGUCACAAUUCAAAUCCAAGUCUAAUGCAGCACCCUACGAAUAACAUGAUGACUGCUACAGCAGGCUUUCCACAGUCCACCAACGUGAAUGCUUCCUUUUCUGCCGCACCUAUGCAAUUACAGACCACGGCAUCACUGAUUCCAAUGCUCAACCUUCAUCAACAGCAUCAUCAUCAUCAACAACAACAACAACAACAACAACAACAAGCUAAUAAUACUACUCCAACCCCCAGCAUGAUGAGUCCAAACAAUGUUCCUGUCAGUCUACAGCAAAGAAUGUUGCUUCAAAAACUGAAAGCCACAGGAGCAGCAGGAGCAGCAGCCAAUUUCCCACACGCAGCUCAUCUCCAAGGCACCCGUGCGGACCAAGUGGCUGCCGAAAAGGAACGCAAACGCAAAAAUCGAGAGUUUGCCAAGCGAAGUCGAGAGAAACGAAAGAAUGAACACAAAAGUUUGGAAGAGGACUUGUUUAUACUCCAACAAGAAAAUGCCCGUCUGCGACAAAUUGUCCAAGACAAAAUACCAUCCAAGGCCCAAGAGAUUCUCAAGAAUUGUUGCAAGGAUCAUCCGCUUCAUCAUGCGGCAGUCAAGCAAGGCGUCAAUGAUGCCUUGGCCAUGUCGGACUUUCACAUGUUGGAAAAUCUCAUCAAGGAACAGCAGUCCUUUUGCAUGACGGAUCCAAUGCAACCUGACAAUCCCAUCGUAUAUGCCAGUCAAUCUUUUUAUCAAUUGACGGGAUACACCAAGGAACAAACCUUGGGCCGAAAUUGCCGAUUCUUGCAAGGAAAAGACACGGAUCCAAAAUCUGUGGCAUUGAUACGGGAGAGCAUCAAGAAUGGAAAGGAUACUUCUGUCAACUUGUUGAAUUACAAGGCGGAUGAAACCCCCUUCUGGAAUCAAUUCUUCAUUGUGGCGCUUCGGAAUCACAGUGGCAAGGUUGUCAACUUUGUGGGAGUGCAAUGCGAGAUUGAAGAUCCAAACGAGAGCGUAUUAUCUGAAGAUUCUUUUUGCAAAGUAAUUGAACAAAAGAAUAAAUGCAUCCGCAUCAAGGGACCGGCGGGAAUUGGGGGUUUACCUACUGGAGAACCAUUGACCCUAGUCUCGGAAGGCGAUGUGGAUGGUAAUAUGGACAUGCAAGCAGUCAGGGCGUCCAUAUCUCAGAAUAAUAAUAAUAACAAUAAUGAAAUCCUGCAGCCAUUGGAUGCCGAUUACAAUGGUAUGAAUGGUAUGAUGGAUGAUGAAGAGAAUCGAGUGGACUGGUCCAUGCUGGCAAACGUCCUCGAAGAUGACUUUCGAAGUGAAUUUAGGAGUGAAAUCGAUGACUCGGAACGCAGCAUGGCGGACGAUAACAACACGGCGUCUGUUGGAGGAGAUCUUCAAUCGGAAUUGGCCGAAGCUGAAGAUUCGGAUGGAUCGGAUACCGAAAAUAAGGGACAAGUUGCCGAUCAUCCACCAGAGGCAGAACUCGAAUAUCGAUCAUUGACGCCACGAGCAUUCGUUACGAGAACCUGCCGUAGUGAGUUGGUUGCAUCCUUGCUGUCUUCGCAUGGUGAUGUGACAAACCCUCGAUUCUUGAAGGCAUUGGAAGUCAUGUCGAGUAUCUAUGCAUCUUCGGAUCCUGGAAGACCAGUUGACGACACAUCCUUCAUUGAUAACUUUUUGAACAGUGCAUGGGUCUCACUUAGUCGCCCAGCCUAUGAUGGAUGUCUUGGGAAGACUGGCCGUGGAGAUUUUGUGUAUUCCUUGGGCAAGAUGAGUUUCAACAUGUUCAAACCUGGACACUUGAAGUGCAGUAUCCAACACACUUUGAACAAGAUUGACUACGUUUGCGACAUGAACGAAGCGCGAAAUGUAGUCCCUUGGAGUCUACGAAGAGAGCUUGCCAUGACGGAUGAGGAGGACGCUGAAACAUUUGAAAAACAGCAAAAGACCUUGCGUUCGUAUGACAUCGAAAUUGCAAUGACUAUCCAACCAAGUGAUGAUGAAAUCGGCCCAAAGAAACCACUUCGGGCGAUUCAAGUUGUGAAAGGUUACAUGUUGCGAGAUCCAAAUGAGAAGAACCGAUUAUCGGUUUGGUUUACAGGUGGAAAGCUUUCUCCCUUUAUACCAUAUGAUUCGAAUGGCGAACUGAUGAAAGAUGAUGAACAUGGCAGUUUUGAAGAUUGGAAGGCCAUUUUUGAUCAAGAGUACACAAGUUCAUGGAGCGAAUCCUUCCAAAAUAUUGGUGCCAAGCUAUUUUUGGGCGCCCAGUUGCCUCACGGAGUCAACGCUGAUGGAAGCUUGCACUACUCCUUGACCCGACCGUAUGGUGGUCAUGGUAAAAGUUUCAUUGACGUUUUGUAUCUUGAUGAAGGAUUAUUCAUUACGCGUGGAAACAGUGGAACCAUUCAUGUGAUGGUUAGAAGUAACCUCUUGGGCCCAACAAAAGAAGGCGAUAGCCAAAUCGACGGAUGUGUAAAGAGUGCGACAGAAGUUAGUGGUGCAUCAGAGCCUACCGCAAAGAGGAAAGCUAGCGGUAUGGACGAAGUUCCUAAUGAAUCCAAUUCAAGUGCCAAAAGUUCCUGGCAAGAGCAACUGAGAAAAGAGCUGGCGAAUCGCAAUCCAGCUUCGAUUGCUGAUGAUCUCAGUUCAAUCCUUCAAGAGUAUGGUAUUCAAAUUGAUCCUGCAACAAAAAGGGCUAAAUUAGAUUAA
This is a messenger RNA of Cylindrotheca closterium, 3090 nucleotides long. Lineage: Eukaryota; Bacillariophyta; Bacillariophyceae; Bacillariales; Bacillariaceae. The record is from the annotation of a GenBank genome assembly.